This is a messenger RNA of Rotaria sordida, 453 nucleotides long. NCBI's taxonomy places the organism in Eukaryota, Metazoa, Rotifera, Eurotatoria, Philodinida, Philodinidae. The record is from the annotation of a GenBank genome assembly.
GUUUUAUUUAGGUUUUCUAUCUGAGAGAAAUUGCAAUAUAAUAUAAGUAUAUUUUAGGAUACUCAUAUAUUUGGAUCAAAAGGACCAAGAAAAAUAACAAUUUUAUUGUAUAAUGUUGAAAAACCUAUUCAUCCAUUAAAGGAAAAUGAAACAAUUAUUGAAGAAUGGCGAGCUGGACGUGCAACUGAUUUAAUUGAGAUAAAAAAUAAAACACCAGUAUAUAAUGAAGAAAGUAAAAUAUAUAGUCUUGCAUUACUUGAAAAUCAUGCAAUACAACCAUCGCAUAAAAAUUUUCAAUUAGUGAUUACAAAUGGAGAUCAUGAAGAAGAUAUUGUUAUGCAAUUUGGUCGUAUUGAUGACAAUAAUUUUGCUCUUGAUUAUCGAUAUCCUCUUACAGCUAUGCAAGCAUUUGCUAUUGCAUUAAGUUCUUUUCAUAAUCGAUUUCGUACUUAA